AUAAAAACAAGGUAGUAUAUUCGACAUUAGAGGGAACAACAACGAUGUAGAGCCACACGACGGAACAACACGACGCAACGGCCAACGGGACUCUUGCACGGUGGUUUCCGGCGGAAAAGAGAUGGCAAAAGCGAGAGACAGAACCGAAGAUUUCAAAGAUGCAGUGCGCCAGAGUGCUCGCUCUCUCGGCUACGAUGAGGCUAAGUUGGCUUCAAUUUUGGCAUCUUUCAUCAUUCAUAAACCUCCGCAAAGGUCUCCAUUUUACAAAGCUGCAUUAAAGACGCUUGAGAGUAUUGGAGAAUUGGAACAGUUUCUGUUGAAGCAUAGAAAGGACUAUACAGAUCUUCACCGCACAACUGAACAAGAGAGAGAUAGCAUUGAGCAAGAAGUUAGUGCUUUUAUUAAAACAUGCCAAGAACAAAUCGAUGUUCUUAAGAAUAGUAUAAAUAAUGUAGAGGAAAAUUCAAAAGGUUGGCUUGGUAUUGCGACCGCAAAGGCUAAUGCCGACACCAUUGCCCACAAACAUGGAGUGGUUCUAAUUUUAAGUGAGAGACUCCAUCCAGUUACAGCACAGUUUGAUCAGCUCAGAGCUGUACGCUUCCAGGAUGCUAUUAAUAGAGCGACACCACGAAGAAAACUUAGUCGUGUGACCCGGAAAGAUUCUACUGAAUCAGGUGAUAUGGAGCUCAGAGAACCUGAUGAGUUACGCAGCGAGCCUUUAAGAGUCCAGCAGCAACUCUUGGAUGAUGAAACACGUGUCCUUCAGGUUGAAUUGACUAAUCUUCUAGACACAGUCCAAGAAACUGAAACGAAGAUGGUGGAAAUGUCUGCAUUAAAUCACCUCAUGUCUACACAUGUUCUGCAGCAAGCUCAUCAAAUUGAGUAUCUGUAUGAGCAGGCUGUUGAAGCUACUAAGAAUGUAGAGUUUGGUAACAAAGAACUAUCACAAGCCAUUCAGCGUAAUAGCAGCAGCAGGACAUUUCUUUUACUCUUUCUAUUUGUGCUUACUUUUUCGAUCAUCUUUCUUGAUUGGUAUAGUUAAGUGUUUCCGCCUUUCCGGUUUGCUUCUAACGAUGUAUAUCCCGUUUUUACCUAUUACUGUUAAUAACUGUUUUACCGCUUGGAAAGCAUUUUUUCUUUAAUACCACACACUGUUAUUUAGUCGA
This is a messenger RNA of Lotus japonicus, 1166 nucleotides long. Its product is annotated as syntaxin-81-like. The transcript has 7 exons. Gene Ontology annotation, biological process: retrograde vesicle-mediated transport, Golgi to endoplasmic reticulum. Bases 122 to 1042 code for a protein of 306 amino acids. The record is from RefSeq and is a predicted model, not a curated record. Gene Ontology annotation, cellular component: endoplasmic reticulum; SNARE complex; membrane. Lineage: Eukaryota; Viridiplantae; Streptophyta; Magnoliopsida; Fabales; Fabaceae.